Molecule: messenger RNA, 2661 nt
Organism: Cryptococcus amylolentus CBS 6039
Lineage: Eukaryota; Fungi; Basidiomycota; Tremellomycetes; Tremellales; Cryptococcaceae
Exons: 7
Coding region: 273-2405 (710 amino acids)
Biological process (GO): regulation of DNA-templated transcription
Molecular function (GO): zinc ion binding; sequence-specific DNA binding
Source: RefSeq, a predicted model, not a curated record
UCUCUCUCCAUCCUCCCAGCUGGGUCUGUGCAUGCCCCAUCCCCCGCUCAGGGCAGCGAAAUCCACCGAACCACGCAGAACAGCAGCCAGCCGUGUGCCGGGUUAGCGGGAACAGGGUGACGCAGAGCGAUCGAGGGUUAUCAAGGUGAUCGAGCAAUUCUCCUCAUCUCUAUCAUCAUCGCCCGCCAUCAACAAACCAAACCCGCCUAUAUAGCAGCCCCUCCACCCCCCUCUACAGCGCACCGACGCCCCGAGAGCCCCCCCUUGCCGCCAUGAGCUCCAUGUCCGUCUCCUCCAGCUCGUCCCAGUCCAGCGGCAUCCCAGGUGUACCCCGCGUCGGUGCAGUACGCUGCUACUGGGCCCUCCUCAAACCCAGAUACACCCCCAACCCCGACCCGGCCAUCACCACCCCCCGCCUCGACCUCGAGUUUGUCCAUUUCGACCCCAUCCUCGAUGCCCAUCUGUCAAAGCAAAAGAUGUCCAUGAUGGGCCGGCAGGUGUUGGAAUUUAUACAUCCUCAUGAACGUGAACAGGCGAGGAAGGAUCUUACGAGCGCUAUCAGUGCAGACGACCUGCAAGGGAGCGUGACCCGGGUACGUUUCGCGAGAAUGUCGCGUAUACGGACCAUCUUGGGGUGUCUGCCCGAAGAGAACGAGUUUCCGGAAGGCAUGGAUGAGGUCUUUGAGGACGACAUGUACAUCAUCGAGGAUGUCGUGCUCAACUGGGUCGCAGAAGGCAUGCUCCUAGCAUUCUUCCACAGUAUUAAAGAUAAAGACCCCGUGGGCAACAACGACCCCAAACGCGCCCACGAAGAAUGGUCGAACUGGUGCGGUACGAAGUACAUGGCGGACGAACAAAUUGAAGCCCUUUACCGGGACGUCCUCAACAAAAUCUCAAUACCCCCCAACACCGGGCGUCCCCCAACCCGCGUCUUUCAGCUCCACCUCCUCCCACCAGACUUUUCCCCCGAAACCCCAACGCAGCUCAUCUUCUCCUGGCCUCCUCCCCGGGCACAGGGGUCCUUUGCGACGCUGGAUGGGUAUUACAAUGCGCUGGAGUAUUGUGAUAUGAUGAAGCAUGUGGAUAUGGAUCCGUCGCAGUUGACGGCUGGCCCGGGGGAGUUGAGGACGAAUUGUACGACGCGGUAUGGGGCGCAUCACCUUGUGACGACGGAAGGGCUGCACAGGACGGUGGCGAGCGUGUUUAUCCCGUAUGGCAAGUUGAUCUUUGCGUGUUUCCAGACGAUCAAGGAGCAUGAGCUGCCGCUUGGGAACGGGAAUGGAAAUGGGAACGGGCAGCAGGGGAAUGGGUGGGGUCAUGGGGGUUUACACCCUCCGACGGGCGCACCGUCGCUUACACCAUCCCCAGCGCCAACGUCUUCACAUCUCCCACCUCAUCCAUCCCACCCAGUGCACCAACAUACCCCUCACUCCCAUCCCCAUCAACACCCCUACUCCCACCCUCACCAAAACUCACAUCCUCAUCCCCAUCCUCAUCAUCGCCAACACCACCCACAAGAUUGGUCCACCGACCCUUCCCUCUUACCGCACCGCCAAGAAAGCGGGUCGUCCGAUUUCAGCGAUUGGGAUCCGCAUGGGGCGUAUGGGAUUAUGGACUCUGCUUCUCUCGGUUUACAUGAUCAUGGUCAUGGCCAUGGCGGACACGGGCAGGGGCAUAACCAGAAUCCUGUCAUGCACAACCCCCCGUCUUUCCUCGGGCAUCACCACCUCGCUUCCAACCACGGCCACCCCUCCGCCCACCCUCACCCGCUCCCCCACGCCCAUCCUCAUACCCAAGGGCAAGGGCAAGGGCAAGCCCAAGGGAACGACCUACACCUCGCCCCAUCCAACGCCUACCCCACCCCCGCAAGCGCUACGUCGUCUUACGGCUACUACACCCCCACCCCAGAUUACGGCUCGUCCCUCUCGAGCGGGCUGGGAACUGUUCAUCCGCCGCCGGGUGCACCGGGUGGGCAGGGGGCGGGGCCGCAGACGGCGACGGCGGAUAGGCAUGGGUCUGUGCCUGUUGGUGCUUUGGCUUCUGCUCCUGUUUCUGGGUCCGGGGCCGGGGAAAGUAAGAGUGGGAAGGGUGAAGCAGGAGGAGGGGCAGGAGGAGGCAAUGGGAAUAGUAAAGCCAGCUCCAGACCUCUAGUCAGGCCACCAGGGGAUAUAGAGUGUUGUGUCAUGUGCGGCACGAAAGAGUCGCCCGAAUGGAGAAAGGGGCAGACUGGGAAGAAGGAUCUUUGUAAUGCAUGUGGAUUAAGACUGGCAAGACAGGUAGCAAAGAGGGAAGGGAGAUCGAAACCGAGAAAGAAGAAGGAAGAAGGGUCGUCGACGCCUUCGAAAGGCGAUGGCGGGGCUACGACGGGGACUAAAGAUAUCAACGGUCUUUCGGGGAGAUCAUGACCUUUUUUCAUGAGGCGAGAUGAAGAGAGGGGUUGGGGGAUGUCGUGUUUGUAAAUCAUCACGAGUUUCAGGUUGGGUCAAGAAAUUUGUCCAUAACCAUUUUUGGAAGACGUAGACAAAAGAGGUUAAUCGCGGAGAUGGUUCUGCAAAGUGUAUAAUAGCCAGACCGAGAAUCUUGGUCAAUAGUAUCAUAGCGCAUUUCUCUUCCUUUUCAGUGCAUAUACAUAUAUAUAUAUAGCAUGUUAUCGUAUCAUGG